Messenger RNA from Penaeus vannamei (Pacific white shrimp), 1222 nucleotides. The record is from RefSeq and is a predicted model, not a curated record. Lineage: Eukaryota; Metazoa; Arthropoda; Malacostraca; Decapoda; Penaeidae.
UUCUUUGUUCACAUCCACAACCAAGAAACUCUGAGGUUAGAAAGGAAAGAAAUUCAAAAUGGUAAAUGCUUGGCUCAUGGACAACAGUGAUGAGGACAAGCGAAAGGAGCAUCACCUUUCACCACCAGAAUAUGUGACCCUUGAGAAACUUCGUACUGACACUGGAGUUCUGUACUGGAAGCUGGAUGAGAAAAAUUUUUAACCUGAGCUUGAGAAGAUAAAAUCCAGCCGAGGCUACUCAUACUCAGAUGUCAUUCAAGUCUCGCCAGAAAAGCUCCCAAAUUAUGAAGAAAAGCUCAAAAUCUUCUACGAAGAACACAUCCACACUGAUGAAGAAAUCCGUUUUGUCCUGGAAGGCUCCGGGUAUUUAGACGUUCGAGACAAGGAAGACAAGUGGAUUAGGAUUGAAGUGACACCUGGAGACCUCCUGAUUCUCCCAGCUGGAAUCUAUCACCGAUUCACUCUAGAUACUAAGAACUAUAUCAAGGCCAUGAGACUGUUUGUUGGGGUUCCAGUGUGGACUCCACACAACCGACCUGCCGAUGACAUGGACGCUCGCAAAGAGUAUGUAAAGAGGCAGAAAGAAGGCUUUAGUGAGGAGUGAAGGCAGCAGAAAAGAACCAGAUAUGAUAUGGCUUCAUUUUGACAAUGUUAUUUUGCAGGUUUUGAAAUUUGGGAACACUUGCAUAUUACUGUUCUUUGUUUUAUUGUUAUUUGUUGACUUGUUGAAUAUAGUAUUUUGAUGCUGAUGAUAUUUUGUUAAACUAGUUUUCCUUUUUACACAUGUCUCAAGGCUAAAUUUAUGCAGCUUCAGUGUAAAAAAUUACAUUGUUAAAGUUAGAGAUUGCUGUGAAGGAAAAUAUAUUACUCAAAUAUGACUGCUGAUUAUUAAGUUGAAUCAUGAACUGUCAAUAUUUGAAGAUCACUCUUUGUGUUGAUGUGAAGUGAACAUUAUUUUUUAUGCAUCAUAACUUGUUUUGUAUGCGGUUAGCCUGUUGUGAUAGAAUAUUGCCAUACAUUUUUACUGUUUUGUAACUUUCAUCUUGAUAUAUAGUAUAUUGAAGAAAAUGCAUAAAUUUAUUAAAGUUUCAAACUUACAUAGACUUCAAAAUGCAAGUGAAUAUUUUUGUAGUAUUGAAUUUCCAUUAUAUGAUAUCCUGUUAAAUGUUAAGAGUUUAUAUGAUGUAGCACACAUAGUUUAUGAAAUGAAUUAUGAACCCUA